GACUACAUUUCCCAUGAGCUCUUGCGGUGAAAAUCACAAGACCCAUCAUGAGAGUGUAGUCUUGCUUACUAGCGUCUCUUUGGGAUUUAUUCUGGUGAUAUGGCUGUGGACACUAUCGCACCCGACUGGGAGGUUGACCGUUUUGACGACGGUUCCCAAAAAAUACACACAGAGGUUCAGAUGAAGAACUACAGCAGGUUUCUGGAGGAGUACACGUCCCAGCUGAAGGGCAUCGAAGAAGCUCUUGAUGACUCCAUAGGAGACGUGUGGGACUUCACUUUGGACCCCAUCGCGUUGAAACUUCUGCCUCAUGAGCAGUCAUCUUUACUGGAGUUAAUUAAAACAGACAACAAGGUUCUGAACAAAGUUAUCACAGUCUAUGCAGCUCUCUGUAGUGAAGUGAAACAACUCAAAUAUGAGGCAGAAACCAAGUUCUACAAUGGCCUAUUGUACUAUGGAGAAGGAGUGUGUGAAACCAGUGUUGUUGAAGGGGGGUCGCAGAUUCAAAUGGGCAUAUUCAUUUCAUUCCUUCAGGAGUUGUCCUGCUUUGUUUCAAGAUGUUAUGAGGUGGUGGUCAACAUUGUUCACCAGCUAGCUGCCCUCUACAACAGCAGCAAGGGUGUAACAAAAAUAAUUGAGUCCUCGGGUGUCCAUUUCCAAGUUGUGUACGAGCACCUGGGGGAGCUGUUGGUGGUACUGAUUACACUUGAUGAGAUUAUGGAAAACCAUAAUACACUAAAAGAUCACUGGAAAAUGUAUAAAAGGUUGUUAAAGUCUGUGCAUCAUAACCCUGGAAAGUUUUCCAUUCCCGAAGAGAAGCUGAAGCCGUUUGAGAAGCUGCUGCGGAACCUUGAGGAACAGCUGCUGGAGGGCAUGAUCCUGCAGGCCUGUGUGGAGCAGAGGUUUGAUGAGCCAAAGGAGGGAGUCUCUGUUUCCAAAAACAGCCAUUUUGCUGAGGAGUUUGCCUUCAACAUUCGAACCAUAUUCAACAACGUGGAGUCCAAGAUUGGUGAGCCUACAGAGAUUGACCAGAGAGAUAAAUAUGCUGCAGUCUGUGCUCUGUUUGUUCUUCACUUUCACAUUUUCAGGAGUGUGGAUAAAAAACUCUACAAGGCAUUGCUCGAUGUCUGUAAAAAGGUUCCUGCUGUCACUCUGGUUUCAAACAUCAUCUGGUUUCCUGACACCUUCCUCACCACUAAAAUCCAGGCUGCAGCUAAACAGAUGGACAAAAAGAGUCUUCAGGCAAUCCGAGCGCAUAGAGACACCUAUCUGCAGCAAAGAGCUCAGACGUUAACAAAAGACGUUCAGUCGUACUACAUCUUUGUAACUUCCUGGAUGAUGAAGAUGGAGUCCAUCCUGUCCAAGGAGCAUAAACAGGACAAGAUGGUGGAAGACCUUAACAGCAGAUGCAACGUGUUUGUGCAGGGCAUCCUGUACGCGUACAGCAUCAGCACCAUCAUCAAGACCACCAUGAACAUGUACAUGUCCAUGCAGCGUCCCAUGACCAAGGCCUCUGUUAAAGCACUUUGUCGACUAGUUGAGUUGCUCAAGGCUCUGGAGCACACAUUUCACAGGAGGUCGAUGGUCGUAGCCGACUCUGUUUCUCACAUCACUCUGCAGCUCCGGUCUCAGGCCCUCAACGCCAUCGGCAUCGCUAAGAAAAGAGUCAUCUCUGACAAGAAGUACAGCGAGCAGCGGCUGGAUGUGCUGUCUUCUCUGGUGCUGGCAGAAAAUGCUCUGACUGGACCGAGCACAAAGGAACGCCGCCUGGUGGUGUCUCUGGCCCUGUGUGUUGGCACUCAGCUGAAAACCUUCAAAGAGGAGGAGCUGCUUCCUCUGCAGCUGGUGCUGAAGAAGCUGGAUUUGAUAACCGAGCUCAUUGAAAGGGUUAAGCUGCAGUGUGACUGUAGUUUUCUUUACUGGCACCGAGCAGUUUUCCCCAUUUAUCUAGACGACGUGUACGACAACGCUGUGGAUGCAGCACGAAUGCACUACAUGUUUAGUGCUCUGAGAGACGCCGUGCCGUCCAUGCUGCACGCCAAGCACUUGGAGUCAUGUGACCAGCUGCUGGAGUGCUACGACAAGGAGAUCAUGGACGUGUUCAAUGAGCACCUCCUGGACAAGCUGUGUAAGGAGAUCGAGAAGGACCUGCGUCUCUCCGUCCACACCCACCUGAAGCUUGACGACAGGAACCCUUUCAAAGUGGGCAUGAAGGACCUGGCCCACUUCUUCUCCGUCAAACCCAUCCGAUUCUUCAACCGCUUCAUUCACAUCAAAGCCUACGUGACCCACUACCUGGAUAAGACGUUCUACAACCUGACCACUGUGGCGCUGCACGACUGGGCCACCUACAGUGAGAUGAGGAACCUGGCCACGCAGCGCUACGGACUCACAAUGACAGAGGCACACCUCCCCAGCCAGACGCUGGAGCAGGGUUUGGAUGUUCUGGAGAUCAUGAGAAACAUUCAUGUUUUCGUCUCACGUUACCUCUACAACCUCAACAACCAGAUCUUCGUAGAAAAGGCGAGUAACAACAAGCAUCUGAACACCAUCAACAUCCGUCACGUGGCUAACUCCAUCCGGACGCACGGCACCGGCAUCAUGAACACCACCGUCAACUUCACCUACCAGUUCCUGCGGAAGAAGUUCUACAUCUUCAGUCAGUUUAUGUACGACGAGCACAUCAAAUCCAGACUCAUAAAGGACAUACGGUUCUUCAGGGAGACCAAGGAUCAGUCGGAUCAGAAGUACCCGUUUGAGCGCGCAGAGAAGUUUAACCGUGGCAUCCGGAAACUGGGCCUCACUCCUGAUGGACAGAGCUACCUGGAUCAGUUCAGACAGCUCAUCAGCCAGAUCGGCAACGCCAUGGGCUACGUGCGUAUGAUCCGUUCUGGAGGCCUCCACUGUUGCAGCAGCGCUAUCAGAUUUGUCCCAGACCUGGAGGAUAUAGUGAAUUUUGAGGAGCUAGUGAAGGAGGAAGGACUUUCAGAAGAGACCCAGAGAGCCGCCAGUGUCUUAGAUUCAGUGCUGAGUGAUCUGACCAGUAACUCUGCAGAAGGGUCAGAGUACUUCAAGAUGCUGGUGGCCGUGUUUGCACCUGAGUUUCGGAGCAUGAAGAACAUGCACCUGAGGAACUUCUACAUGAUCGUCCCCCCUCUGACUGUGAAUUUUGUGGAGCACUCCAUCAGCUGCAAAGAGAAGCUAAACAAGAAGAACAAAACCGGCGCUGCUUUCACAGACGACGGCUUUGCAAUGGGUGUGGCGUACAUUCUGAAGCUGCUGGACCAGUAUCUGGAGUUUGACUCUCUGCACUGGUUCCAAGCGGUCCGAGACAAAUACAGGAAGGAGCUGAGCACGGUGGUGAAGGAGCAGAACGUCCAGUCAGCCGGUCAGGAUGAGAAGCUGCUGCAGACGAUGAAUCUCACCCAGAAGAGGCUCGACUUCUAUCUGCGGGAGUUUGAGCUGCUUUACUUCUCAUUGAGCAGCGCACGGAUCUUCUUCAGAGCUGACAAAACCGCAGCCGAGGAAACUCGAGAGGAUGCUGGGAAAGCGGGAGUUUCAUCGGAGGGCUCCACGGCUCCUGAACCACCCUCCAAGUGAAAACCUUCCCUUCUGACUGGAUCAGAACUAUUAAAGUGUUGCCGGGUAAAAAUCAGCCUGCAGCUAAAGCAACACAAACUGCACAAAAGAUUUCAGGAUGAAGAACUGGAGAGCGCCCAGAGAAGCUGCUGGGUGUUUUUAUAUCCCACAAAGUCAUCUCUAGAGAAGAUUGUAGUUUAGUUAUCAGCUGCAAUAUCUGCUAUUUUGUAAAGUUCCACUUCUGUAGCAAAUCGUUUAAGGUUUGCCUGAAUGUUUUCCUAAUAUUUUAUGUUUGUGCCAAAUGUAAGUGCUGUUUCUUUUUAACAUUUUAAACACUGAAUAAAUGUGGGUGCCUUAUGAACUGUGCAUCAUUUUGAUCAUUCGACUUAACUGUACUCUAAAGUUAAAGAUGGUUAAGUUUUAGUUUUCUGCUGCUUUGGAGCCUUUUAAUAUAUUUCUUUGAAUGUGUGGAAACAUUAACUUUGUCAUUAAACCUUUUUAUUCG
Molecule: messenger RNA, 4084 nt
Organism: Nothobranchius furzeri (turquoise killifish)
Lineage: Eukaryota; Metazoa; Chordata; Actinopteri; Cyprinodontiformes; Nothobranchiidae
Gene: washc4
Product: WASH complex subunit 4
Biological process (GO): endosomal transport; endosome organization
Cellular component (GO): endosome; WASH complex
Source: RefSeq, a predicted model, not a curated record